UCGUUUUUCUUCUAAUUAUCUGUAAAUAAUUAACAGAUUUUUUCCUAAUUGUGCCAGAAUGGAUUGUCAAUUUCGAUUCGGUUAAUUUGGAACAUUUAGUUCCAUAUAAUUAGCUUUUCUUUUCACUAAAAUAUAUUGUGAUAUUUAUCAAAUCAUCAUAUUUCUAUCCUAAUCUGACCAAUUAAUUUGACAAAUGGCUAAAUUUAUUGUACACGAUUCUAAUGGCCUACAUGUUUGGUCGACAGGUGGUCCAAAUGAAACGGUUGAAUUAUUGAAGACUUUAGAUAAUGGUGAUCAAAAACCAUUGAAUGUAUUGCCAUCACCGGAUUGUAAAUAUUUGGCUAUCAUAUUCAAAGAUCGUGUAUGUGUUUUUACACAUGAUCAACUUGAUAAACCAAUAUUGGAAUUAAUGAAUGAAAAUGUUAAACAUGCAGAAUUCUCACCCAAAUCGUCAAUGAUUAUGUUGUUUACUCCAUUCGCUCAACAGAAUCCAUCGCCUAAUUUAAAAGUAUUUGAUCUGACAAAAAAUGGUCAAUUAAUUCAUGAAUGGACAAUCAAAAAGCGUGAACUACUUCAAUGGUCAACCGAUGAAUCCAUCGCCCAUCGCCUUUGUGGAUCGGAAAUUCUAUUCUUCGAAAAUAAUGAUUUCAGUCAUUGUGUGCAAAAAAUUUCACAACCAAAAUUGACUACAUAUGGCUUUGUAACGGACAAAGCAGGCUGCAGUUAUGUUGCCAUUUACAUAAAAGGCCAAAAAGGUUCACCAAGUAUGAUACGAAUACAUGGUUAUCCGCAUAUAGAUAAUGUUAUUGUUUCGAAAAGUUUCUACAAAGUCGAUACAGUAGAUAUUAAAUGGAAUUCGAAAGGCGAUGCAAUUUUGGCCAUGACUUCAACCGAUUAUGAUUCAAGUGGUCAAAGUUAUUAUGGGGAAACUAUGCUACAUUUUAUGGAUCUUCGUGGUGAAACAUCGACCAUUGUUGGUAAAAAAGAGGGUGCUGUUUCAGCUGCUGAAUGGUUACCUAAUAAUGAUGGAUUCAUUGUCAUUCAGGGUAAAAUGCCUGCUCUGGUUACUUGGUAUUCUAAUCGUGCUGAACCAAUGUUUUCAUUCGGUGAAUUACCCGUCAACGGUAUUCUUGUAAAUCCAUUUGGUACAUUAUUGGCUCUUACUGGUUUCGGAAAUCUUUCUGGAAAUGUUUAUGUUUGGAAUAUAAAAGCACGAUCAUUGAUUUCAAAUUUCAAAGCUGUUGAUACAACUUGUUAUAGUUGGCUAGCCGAUGGUCUUCAUAUGAUAACUGCCACUCAUUAUGAUCGAUUAAAAGUAGCAAAUGGUUUCAAAGUUUGGAAUCAUCUUGGUUCACAGAUCCAUCAACAAGAUGGUUCUGAUGAAAGCAAAAUUCAACUUCAUCGAAUUUUCCCAUUCGAUCCUGUUGGCCGAUUUGAGGAACCUAAACUGCAAGCAGGUGUCAAGGGUAAAAUUCUCUGUGAAGAACCAGUCCAUAAAUAUGUUCCACCAAGUUUGCGAAACAAACAAUCCGAACCCUCAAAAUUAAGCAAGCCACCACCACCAAAACCAUCGAUUAAAUCGUUGAAUAGACAAUCACAACCGGUAGCAGCUAAAGAUCCACAAGCGAUAAAGGAAAAAAAAUUGAAGAAUUUGCAAAGAAAAUUGCAACAGAUUGAACAAUUGAAAAAAAUACAAGAAGAAGGCAAACAGCUUGAAAAGAAUCAGCUAAGUAAAAUCGAAAAAUUAGAUGAUAUAAUCAAAGAAAUUGAAAUGUUAAAAAUGGAAGCAUAACAAUAAAUUGUUUUUAAUUGUUUAUUCAUUUGCAAAGGGAACAAACAAACCAAUGAAUUAAUA
This is a messenger RNA of Dermatophagoides pteronyssinus (European house dust mite), 1855 nucleotides long. RefSeq names its product eukaryotic translation initiation factor 2A (gene eIF2A). The record is from RefSeq and is a predicted model, not a curated record. Gene Ontology annotation, biological process: translational initiation. Gene Ontology annotation, cellular component: cytosolic small ribosomal subunit. Gene Ontology annotation, molecular function: translation initiation factor activity; mRNA binding; tRNA binding. Lineage: Eukaryota; Metazoa; Arthropoda; Arachnida; Sarcoptiformes; Pyroglyphidae.